Necator americanus (New World hookworm) is the source of this 474-nucleotide messenger RNA. RefSeq lists its product as uncharacterized. The coding region runs from base 1 to 474 and encodes 157 amino acids. Lineage: Eukaryota; Metazoa; Nematoda; Chromadorea; Rhabditida; Ancylostomatidae. The transcript has 6 exons. The record is from RefSeq and is a predicted model, not a curated record.
AUGGAAUCUACUUCACCUGAUUCGCGUAAGACAGGCAAAAAUGUUGAGAAACUAUGGUAUGACGAUCCGAAAUACAGUGAUGGCCGAAUGCUGUCUACUUACGAUGUGGAAAAUAUUUUGAUAGCUUUCAUGGUUGUUUUGCUCGGAUUUCUCAUUCUCAGCGGCAUUAUCAUGUUGGUGAUCCGAAUACAUUAUAGAGCGAAAGCAGAUGAACUGAUUCAUGAUAUGGAGAUACAUCGUCAAGCGAAAAAUAUCAAAACUCCGUCACCGUUUGCUGCACAGCUCCAAAAAGAACGUGAAGGAGAUGAAGACUAUAUUCCCGCUGCAAAAGUUCGUGAUGGAAAUCAAUGUCUUUAUUGGCGAGGCGAACAGAUUGCUGCCAUUCUUCAUCAUGCCGCUAUGGCUCCCGUAUUGCCACCACUGGACGCUCCGGAGAACAACGUUCACAUUUCAAAUAUCAGCAAUAUCAAAUGA